Messenger RNA from Ictalurus furcatus (blue catfish), 5257 nucleotides. RefSeq names its product OTU deubiquitinase 7A (gene otud7a). Gene Ontology annotation, molecular function: cysteine-type deubiquitinase activity; zinc ion binding; DNA binding. The transcript is spliced from 13 exons. Gene Ontology annotation, biological process: protein deubiquitination involved in ubiquitin-dependent protein catabolic process; protein K63-linked deubiquitination; protein K11-linked deubiquitination. Bases 1756 to 4581 code for a protein of 941 amino acids. The record is from RefSeq and is a predicted model, not a curated record. Gene Ontology annotation, cellular component: cytoplasm; nucleus. NCBI's taxonomy places the organism in Eukaryota, Metazoa, Chordata, Actinopteri, Siluriformes, Ictaluridae.
GUUCCUAACAGUAUUCUUGAAAUAGUUCAAUUUUAACAUUUUAAACUUUUAAAUAAAUUUAACACAAGCUAAAGUUACACUUUAAUACUAUUUCUGUAUAACUAAAGUGUACUAAGUAGUAGGAGUGAUCAGAAACGGUACAGGGUAGUAAGAGUGAACAGAAACGGGACAGAAUCAGGGUGGUGGAAGUGAACAGUAAACAGUAUAGGGUCAGGGUAGUAGGAGUGAACAGAAGCAGUACAGGCAGGUAGGAGUGAACAGAAAUGGUACCAUGUGGUAGGAGUAAACAGAAACAGUACAGGGUCAGGGUAGUAAGAGUGAACAGAAAAGGUACAGGGUGGUAGGAGUGAACAGAAACGGUACAGGGUAGGUAGGAGUGAGCAGAAAUGGUACAGGGUAUGUAGGAGUGAACAGAAACGGUACAGGGUGGUAGGAGUGAGCAGAAAUGGUACAGGGUAGGUAGUAAGAGUGAACAGAAACGGUACAGGGUGGUAGGAGUGAGCAGAAACGGCACAGGGUAGGUAGGAGUGAGCAGAAAUGGUACAGGGUGGUAGUAAGAGUGAACAGAAACGGUACAGGGUGGUAGGAGUGAGCAGAAACGGUACAGGGUAGGUAGGAGUGAGCAGAAAUGGUACAGGGUGGUAGUAAGAGUGAACAGAAAAGGUACACGGUAGUAAGAGUGAACAGAACGGUACAGGGUGGUAGGAGUGAACAGAAACGGUACAGGGUGGUAGUAAGAGUGAACAGAAAUGGUACAGGAUGGGAGGAGUGAACAGAAAUGGUACAGGAUGGGAGGAGUGAACAGAAAGGGUACAGGGUGGUAGUAAGAGUGAACAGAAAUGGUACAGGGUGGUAGUAAGAGUGAACAGAAACGGUACAGGGUGGGAGGAGUGAACAGAAAGGGUACAGGGUGGUAGUAAGAGUGAACAGAAACGGUACAGGGUGGUAGUAAGAGUGAACAGAAACGGUACAGGGUGGUAGGAGUGAACAGAAAUGGUACAGGGUGGUAGUAAGAGUGAACAGAAAUGGUACAGGGUGGUAGUAAGAGUGAACAGAAACGGUACAGGGUGGUAGUAAGAGUGAACAGAAACAGUACAGGAUGGGAGGAGUGAACAGAAAGGGUACAGCAGGUGAGAAGUGGCAGCACUUUUACAGAAUGGGCGUGGAAUAAUGUCUCUCGCUGACGUCAUGGGACGGAGCUGCUGAGUGGGCGUGGCGUUGACACUGUGCUGCUGCAUCGCUGUACAACAUAAGGAUGAGGCUGUUAGACGUGGAGUCCGUUUUGGCCUGUGUCUUUUAAAGCCAUAUUUUACUGGAGGGUUGAUUUGUCGACGUGAAAUGAGGAAUUAUGACUGACUAAGGAAAGGUCUUGCUGUGACCUAUAGGCUACCCUCUUGUAGAAGACAUGGACUAAAGAAGAAUAGUGUGCGUGCCUGAGUGUGUGUGUGGUGUGUGGUGUGUGUGUGUGUGUGUGUGUGUGUGUGUGUCUGUGUGUGUCUGUGUGUGUGAGUAAGUGUGUGUGAGUGUGUGUAUGUGUGUGAGCAUGCGUGUGAGUGAGUGAGUGAGUGAGUGUGUGUGUGUGUGUGUGUGUGUGUGUGUGUGUGUGUGUAAGGACAGCCUCUGGAUAUAACCAUGGUGGUGAGGUGGCUGCUGACGUCCCACUAAAAAAAAACAACAAGCAGAAAAUGAGAGCGUGAAGCUCUGGCUACCACGAAGACCACUGCUGCAGGCUGGACAGCGCAGCCACAUGAUCACAUGACUCUGGACAUGGACGCGGUCCUGUCAGACUUUGUUCGGUCCACAGGGGCAGAACCUGGUCUGGCACGUGACCUGCUGGAGGGUAAAAACUGGGACUUGAGCGCUGCCCUGAGUGACUAUGAGCAGCUGCGGCAGGUCCACACCGCCAAUCUGCCGCAGGUAUUUAAUGAGGGCCGUUACUACAAGCAGCCAGAACGCAGUGGAACACCCCAGCACCUCAACAAACUGGAGCAAUGCCUGCAGAGGCAAGAGGAGAACACUCAGGAGAAGCGUCUCUCUCGGGGCAUCUCGCACGCCAGCUCUGCCAUCAUGUCUCUGGCGCGGAUGCAUGUGACAGGCGAGUGCACCAGGGAGCAGCUGCCUCUUGAGAUGCCCAUCUACACCUUCCAACUACCUGACCUGAGUGUGUACAGCGAGGAUUUCCGCAACUUCAUCGAGCGCGACCUCAUUGAGCAAUCCACCAUGGUGGCACUGGAGCAGGCAGGCCGUCUGAAUUGGUGGUCCACUAUAUGUACGAGCUGUAAGAAACUCCUGCCAUUAGCAACUACUGGGGAUGGCAACUGCCUACUGCAUGCCGCUUCCUUAGGUAUGUGGGGCUUCCACGACAGAGAUCUGGUGCUGAGGAAGAGUCUAUAUGCUAUGAUGAAGAGCGGGGCAGAGAGAGAGGCUCUGAAAAGGAGGUGGAGAUGGCAGCAGACGCAGCAAAACAAAGAGUCAGGGUUGGUGUAUACAGAGGAAGAGUGGGAGAGAGAGUGGAACGAACUGCUGAAGUUGGCCUCCAGUGAGCCUCGCACACACAUCAGCAAAACUGGCAACACCAGUGGAGGUGUGGAUAAUUCAGAGGACCCUGUCUAUGAGAGUCUGGAGGAAUUCCAUGUGUUUGUGUUGGCUCAUGUGCUGAGGAGGCCCAUCGUGGUGGUGGCUGACACCAUGCUCCGAGACUCUGGGGGAGAAGCUUUUGCACCCAUCCCUUUUGGAGGUCUCUAUCUUCCCCUAGAGGUGCCACCCAACCGAUGCCACUGCUCUCCACUGGUGCUGGCAUAUGACCAGGCUCACUUCUCUGCUCUGGUCUCUAUGGAGCAGAGAGACCAGCAGAGAGAGCAAGCCGUCAUCCCUCUGACAGACUCCGAGCACAAGCUUUUAUCCUUGCACUUUGCGGUGGACCCAGGCAGAGACUGGGAGUGGGGGAGGGACGACAACGACAACGCCAAACUGGCAAAUCUCAUCCUCUCAUUGGAAGCAAAGCUAAACCUCCUGCACAGUUAUAUGAAUGUAACAUGGAUUCGAAUACCAUCAGAGACACGAGCUCCCCUUGCUCAACCCGAGUCACCCACCGCAUCAGCAGGUGAAGAUGUGCAGUCUCUGGCCGAAUCCAUGGACUCGGACCGUGAGUCAGUCUGCAGCAAUUCCAACCUCAACAAUGGCAAGACUAGCAAAGAGAAAGACAAGGACAAGCAGCACAAGGAGAAAGACAAAGCUCGUGCCGACUCAGUAGCCAACAAGCUGGGCAGCUUUAGCAAGACUCUAGGCAUCAAGCUGAAGAAGAACAUGGGUGGUUUGGGUGGUCUGGUACAUGGCAAAAUCAGUAGGUCCACCAUAGCGAAUGGCCGUGCUGUGGAGAGCAGUGAACAGAAGCCCAAGAAGAAGGAAUCCAAAACACGCAAAGGGAGCAAAGAGGAGUCGGGCCAAUCUACCAGCACAUCAUCCUCUGAGAAAGCAACCAGCCCAUCUCCUACUGAUAGAGCUUCAGGUAACUCCUCUGGAGAAAGACAGGCCAGUUCAGGUAAAAACCCAGAUGAGCGGACUCUGGACAACUGGAAGUACAGCACAGAUGUCAAGCUGAGCCUGAACAUCCUUCGUGCAGCCAUGCAAGGUGAGCGUAAGUUCAUCUUUGCUGGUUUAUUGCUGACCAGCCACCGGCAUCAAUUUCAUGAAGAGAUGAUCAGCUACUAUCUGAGCAGUGCGCAGGAGCGCUUCAGCACUGAGCAGGAACAAAAGAGGAAAGCUGAGGCUGAGAAAAAGCCCCAGACCAAUGGAACCCUCAAAAAGCCUGAACAGGAGAGCACAUUACAGAGAGAGCGCUCGGACAGCUCCCCCCCUGAGAGUUGCUCACCUGUUCUGCAUCCCAGCCAUAUCCAUACACUAAAGGGCCAGGGAAGGAAUAGCCCUACCCUUGCUGCGUCCCCAAUUCCCAUCCCUAAUGGCAGCCCGACUCCCAGUCUCCCAUGCUCGUCCAUGUCACCUGUCCCCUUCUCUUCCCCCAGUCAAGGUGCUAAGCGUCACGAACCUAUCCCGGUGUCCGCCCACUAUAGCCAUACACCACCCAUCCAGAGGCACAGUGUCAUCCACCUGAGAGAUAGCAACACGCAGUCCUCCAGCUACCAGGAUGAUCCCUAUAAAAUUCCAGUGGGGAUGCUGAAGACCUGUGCCACGUAUCCGCAACAGAACCGCUCACUGUCCUCUCAGAGCUAUAGUCCAGCACGCAUGUCUGGGAUUCGCGCCGUCCAUGGUGGAGACUCUGUACCGUACGGCAUGGCCGGUGAGCACAAAUCUCACACAUACACCAAUGGCUUUAAUGCAAGCCAUAUCCGGGACAGUCUGGAGUUUGCUGACGAGGAACUCACACCCCACUCCUGGCUCAACCAUGACAAAUCCAAGAUCCGCAGUGGAACCUGCCCCAUGUACUGCUUUCAGCAGAAGCGCUGCAAGAGGGAGAACUGCUCCUUUUAUGGCAGGCCAGAGACAGAGAACUACUGCUCCUACUGCUACAGAGAGGAGCUGAAACGCAGGGAAAAGGAGGGCAAAGGACACCGGCCUGGAUAGCCCCGCUCAUACACACACAUGCAGUUCAUCACUGAUGUGUGUGUGUGUGUGAUUAAAAGACAGCAGUGACAUCAUCACCCUCUGCACUAUGCGAGUAAUAGACAAAUACUGGCAUACCGUUUUCUAAUCUAUUUAAGAAUGAUCUCCUUGUAAUCUUGUUACUUUUCUCUCAAUAGCAAAAUGACACUGCAGUUUGGCCAGAGAUUGUGCUGUCAUUUUAUUUGUCAGUUUGUUUUUUGUCCAAAUUUACAUUCUUUUACUUGUUCUAGAGUAAAAGCUCAUGUCUGUGCAUUUUGCUCAGUCUGUAAUAUAAAAUUUCUAGUACUAGCUGAAAGAGAUGUAAAAGCAUAUGUCAGUUACCUCUGAGCUCUCCAAAAGCUACUGGGUAACUCAUUUGAAUGCAAUACUUCAAUCAAUAUCUCAAUAGCAAGUGACAUCUUUCUGCUUUGAAAAUAAUUCAAAUGGGAGGAACAACCAUUGAUAAACAUGGAAGUUUUUAAAAAGCAAUAAGUUUGGUAAUGAGCGCAGUCCCUCCCCUUUUUAUCUAUGCAUUCUUAAUGUCAGCCAUAGUGUAUUGUCUUUAUGCAGAAAUGAGUGUGAUUUUAUCUGCCUGGAUGUAAGAAGAUUGUCCUGAAAUUUAAUUUGUGGCAAAUCAAAGUGUGCUGCAUGGUAUGUA